AUGAAAACGUUACUCUGGUGCUGUUGUUGGGCGCUGAUGUUCGCGUCGGCGAUGCGGCCGUCCCUGGCCACGCCGACGACGACAAACAGCUCGUCCGCGGAACAACAUCAACGUAGAUUGCACGACGCCGGAACGUCUCAAAACUCCACAGCCAUUACGACGUCGUCCCCGGUGGACGGAGUCGGUGACGACGACAACGGCAGUCGGGCCUCUGACUCGGGAGAGUUGACCGGUGGUGACCGCGGAGAAGACGACGGCGGCGGUGGUGGUGGUGGUGGCGUCGUUAGCGCCGACGGCAUCACCGCUAGCGACCGGGUGUCCGAACUCUACGAGGACCUCGAGGAUUCUGUGGUGUUUGAAGACUCGGACGGCCACGGCCACGACGGCGGUGUGUCAGCUGACGACGCUGCCGCGGAUCACCAGCUGCCGCUGACCGACGUCGGACCGGUGCCGGCCAACGGCGGCGAAUCGUCUGCGUCCGCCGAGGAGUACGACGCGGCCGCCGAGGACGCAUCGCCCGCCGGCACCAGCCCCGUCGGCCACGUCCUGCAGCGGUCGGUCAAGUAUCCCGAGUACGUGCGGUCGUCCAGCUACCGGCGAGGGUGGCCAGGCGGCAACGUCACCCGGCCCGAAGAGCUUUUCCGAUUCUGGGACCCGUACGAGUUGACGGCCACGCCUGCCGUGUCGUCCCUGUGUACCGAGCACGUGCAUCUCUACCAAGCAGCCCUGCGCAACGGCAAGAUGUGGGCAUUUAAAAUGUCAGAUGCUAGUGGACAUUACAGCAGUGGUUAUUUCUGGGGAAAUACUUUCUGGUUAGGAUCGAAAAGUUUGUGUACAGAAAUAUCAGAAUAUGAUGAAGAAUUACCUUUCAAACUAGGAUUCAAUAUAAUAAAAACAUACAUCGCCUUAAAAGCACCAAUUAAUUUUACGGAGAGAUAUCAACACUUGGGUUUGUGUUUGCCUUACUCCUGUUCCAAAGAAGACGUGGACGAGAUGGUCAAUCAGACGCUCCAUCAAGACAUCCCGGAAAGAGAUGUAAGAGUCGCCAAGGUGAAAUCGCCUCACGAUCACUACGACUUGUUUGAUGACAGAGUUUUCUGGCUUCUCGUAAUAAUAUCCGCCACAACCACGGUGUUCCUGAUAUUGGGCACGGGCUUAGACAUGUACUUGGAGAAAAACGACCGUAACAAAAUGAACGGGUUCAUGUUUGACAAUUACAGGUACGCUGUCAGCAGUGCCAAGUUACAACCGCUCUCAGAACAUUCCAAAAUAGAUUUGGAGUCUGAAUCUUCGAAGAGCUCUGAGACGUUAUCUAAGACCGAACCGAUGACUUGUACAGCCGUGAACAUGUUGCUGGCGUUUUCUGUGCGAAGAAACUUAAGACAAAUAUGCGAUAAGUCGAUUGGCGAAGACACGAUAUCCACGGUACAUGGUCUCCGGUCACUGAGCAUGGUGUGGAUUGUUUUGGGCCACGUUUGCAUUGUUUCAUUUAAAUACUCGGACAACAUGGAAUUCCGUACCACGGCCGAACGGCAUUUGUUGUUUCAAUUGAUCAACAAAGCGACGUAUUCAGUAGAUACUUUCUUCUUCAUCAGCGGACUUUUGGUUUCAUUUCUAUACUUCAGGACCACGGCAAAAGUUGACGUUAACAAACUGACCAAAACCACAGGUUUUUUGUCCAAUUUUAUCGAGUUCAUAGGACUUUUGGUUUACCGAUUCUGCAGACUUACUGCACCAUAUUUCUUUGCCUUGGGCGUGGUACAGCUGACAAUGAAAUGGUUCCAUUAUAACUCCGUGUUCGACCCCCCGACAGACGACCACUUAAAUUGCCCGAAAUAUUGGUGGAGAAAUCUGCUGUAUAUCAAUACUCUGUUCCCCGUUCAAGACAUGUGCAUGCUUUGGAGUUGGUACUUGGCAGACGACACGCAAUUCUACAUACUAGGUGUCAUUCUUCUAAUACUAUCUGUUCGGUAUUUCAAAGUAUCGGCUGUCAUUUUAGUACUUUGUACGGUCGCCUCGUGGUUCACUACCGGAUACAUAGCGUACACCAACAAGCACAUGCCAAACAUUGACGACCCGCUGGCGCUAUUCGACAAGAUCUACGACAAACCGUGGACGAGACUUGGACCGUAUUUCGUGGCAUGUCCAAUCGGAUGGCUGCUGUUUAAGGACUGA
Molecule: messenger RNA, 2175 nt
Organism: Macrosiphum euphorbiae (potato aphid)
Lineage: Eukaryota; Metazoa; Arthropoda; Insecta; Hemiptera; Aphididae
Source: the annotation of a GenBank genome assembly